CUCAGUUCAUUUUUUUACGCCUAGUCUCUUGGAUGUUAUCAAAGAUUUCAGUAGUUUUUAUUUAUCCCAAGGAAUCGGUUCGUGUUUGAUCAGCAGUAAAGGCCCCACAACCAGGAGCUAAAGCAAUAUAUUCAACUGCAAUGGAUAACUCGGCAGCCAGUGUGGUUUACUCCAAUCCUUUCUACGCUCAAAAUUACACCGGAGCCGGAGAACUUGACCAGCAGCCACAGGAGGAGCUCCAGAAUCCGAACCUGAAUCCGAAUCAGCACCAGAUGUUUCAUGCCAGUUUUAUGGAUCUUGAGCUAGGACCUGCCCUGAAUCCCAACCCCAAUCCUCAACAGAAUACGGGUGAUGGCCGAAGUCCCCGGAGGGCUUUCAAUGAUAUCUAUCGCUAUGAGAACGGCAGCGGCGAUGCCACUGGAAAUUUAUUAAUAGGCCGGGAUGAGGACCGCUUCUGCAAUGUAGAGAGAGGAGAGGAGGAGGCGGCGGCUCAGUUGGACGAGCCCAUGUCCAUAUCACCCUCUUCCUCUGUGGUGGCCAGCACCUCAUCCUCAUGCCCCACAUCGCCAGGAGAUUCUCUGAACCAGGAGAUGGAGACCAACAGAAGGGAGCAGCAAGUGGAUCGGGAAGAGAUGAACGAAAUGGGGGAGUUUGGAGCACUUAACCAGCUAACCGAGGAGGAGCAGCGGGAGCAGCGACCGCCCUUCUCGCCCAGCAUGGGUGGCAACACCUCCUACAUGGUCUUCCCCCGCACCGCCGCCGACUUCAUGCCCCGUCUGCCGCUCCCCAGGCACAACCCCUACCUGAAUGUUGGCCAGGAGCAGUACGUCAUACAGCAGGAUACGAUCUUUGUGCUGGGCAUGCGCCUGAAUGUGACCAAGAACGAUAUUAUCGUGUUCUUUGGCAAGAUGGGCAUGAUCAAGACGGACGAGGCCACUAACAAGCCGAAGAUAUUCGUCUACAAGAACAAGAUGACGGGUCGUUCCAAGGGUGAGGCCACCAUUACCUAUACGACUCCCUUUUCGGCACAGGCGGCCAUUAGUUGUUUGAGUGGGGCCAAGUUCAUGGGUCAAACGCUGACCGUGCUGCCCGCCUAUCUGUCCACUCGGAGAGGCAGUGUCCGCUAUAUUUAUCCCAAGGAGCUGAAUUGCCCGGAAAACCAACGUCGCCAGCGGGCGCUGAGAUGGAAGCCGGCCAGCGACAACUGGGUGUGCAUGAUCUGCCGGAACAGCAACUUCGUGUGGCGCGCCAGCUGCAACAGGUGCCAGGCGGCCAAGUUGACCGCUGCCCAAGAUCGGGGGGCAUCUGGAUCGGGAGCCAGCAAUGCCCGUCGUUGGCGGCCACAGAAGACCGAUUGGCCCUGCGCAUUCUGCUUCAAUCUGAACUUUUGGUACCGCGCCAAGUGCAACCGCUGCCAGGCCCCGAAGUCCGAUGAUCCUCCAGCCUCUGGCUCUGAUUCGGAGGAGGAUACCUGGGAGCUGUUGCUCAAUCCGCCCAGCCCAGAGGCUUCCCAUGACUCUCCAUCCCUUAGACGUUGCGCAUCCAUCUGUAAACGUUGCCGCAUCCCUUCCUAGACGUUACCUCAUCCAUUUGUGUCUGUCGUAGACGUAUCCGUACCCGUUACCGUUUGUGUAUCCGCAUCUUUUUGUACGUGUCUAUUGACGAACUACAGUUCUACUUUCCUAUCCUGUACUCCUCACGGUCCUCUUAAAAUUUCUAGUGAUGCGUCGUGUGAUCUUCGAGCUUUAAAUGCCAUCCGCGACGCCCAGCAAAAGCCGUCAUUCCGAAUACAAUACUACAUCGCCGCCGCAGCAAUCUUUUGUCAGGAGCCCCUGAGAUUGUGGGACAAUGCAGCUUGCUGAAUGGUAAUCCACUUAAUCCGGGUAACUGAAUAUUUUACCCGGGCACAAAAGGCAACCGGACCAAACCACCUGGCGAGCUCUAAACGUUUAAUGAAUUUAUUUACUUUCCCGACGCCCGCAGUCACUGGCUCAUUGGCUCUGUGGAACUGCACUGAAAAUCGAAAACUCCGUUUAUAUAAGGCCGAAAUUGUUUAAUAAAAUUUGUUUUCUUUUUAA
Drosophila suzukii is the source of this 2078-nucleotide messenger RNA. The record is from RefSeq and is a predicted model, not a curated record. NCBI's taxonomy places the organism in Eukaryota, Metazoa, Arthropoda, Insecta, Diptera, Drosophilidae.